Geodia barretti is the source of this 1308-nucleotide messenger RNA. The record is from the annotation of a GenBank genome assembly. NCBI's taxonomy places the organism in Eukaryota, Metazoa, Porifera, Demospongiae, Tetractinellida, Geodiidae.
AUGGACUGCGGCAUUCCGUUCUGCCACCAGGGAUGUCCCCUCGGCAACCUGAUCCCCGACUGGAACGACCUCGUCUACCGCGGCAGGUGGCGCAGCGCAAUCGACCGGCUGCACAAGACCAACAACUUCCCCGAAUGGACCGGCCGGCUCUGCCCGGCGCCGUGCGAGGGAUCCUGCGUGCUGGCGAUCGACGGCGACGCGGUGACCAUAAAGUCCGUGGAGCUCGCCAUCGUCGAGCGCGCCUUCGACGAAGGGUGGAUCGCGCCGGCGCCGCCGGCAGUGCGCACCGGCAAGUCGGUGGCGGUCAUCGGAUCCGGGCCGGCCGGGCUCGCCGCUGCCGACCAGCUCAACCGAGCCGGCCAUACCGUCACGGUCUUCGAGAAGUCGGAUCGCAUCGGCGGCCUGCUGCGGUACGGCAUCCCCGAGUUCAAGAUGGAGAAGCGCUUCCUCAACCGGCGGCUCACCGUCAUGGAAGGCGAGGGGGUGCAGUUCCGGACCGGAGUCAACGUCGGCGUGGAUGUCUCCGCGGCCCGACUCCGCGCCGAGCACGACGCGCUGCUGCUCGCCGGCGGCGCCGGUUGGCCCCGCGAUCUGAAGGUUCCGGGGCGGGAGCUGCGCGGCAUCCAUUUCGCGAUGGAUUAUCUGACGCAGCAGAACCGCCGCAACGAAGGCGACGUCGUGCCCGCCGCGGAGACGAUUACCGCGAAGGACAAGCGGGUCGUCAUCAUCGGCGGUGGCGACACCGGCGCCGACUGCCUCGGCACCGUGCACCGGCAGGGAGCGGCGUCGGUGGCGCAGUUCGAGCUGCUGCCCCAGCCACCGCAGCAGCGAGACCCCGACAACCCCUGGCCGACCUGGCCCAACAUCUUCCGGGUGUCGGCGGCGCACGAAGAGGGCGGCGACCGCGUGUACUCCGUGUCGACCGAGCGCUUCUCGGGAACCGACGACGGCCGCGUCGACCGGCUGCACGGCAUCAAGGUGGCGUUGCGUCGUGAGAACGGCCGGCCGACGUUCGACCGGGUCGCCGGCAGCGAGUUCGAGAUGGAAGUCGACCUGGUCCUGCUCGCGAUGGGCUUCCUGGGACCGGAACGGCCCGGGCUGCUCACCGAGCUCGGGAUCCGGCUGACCGACCGCGGCAACGUCUGGCGCGACGAGAACUGGAUGACCAGCGUGCCGUCCGUGUUCGCCGCCGGCGACAUGCAGCGCGGCCAGUCGCUCGUCGUCUGGGCCAUCGCCGAGGGCCGCAGCGCCGCGCGGGGCAUCGACGCCUGGCUGAUGGGAGCGUCCGACCUGCCGGCGCCCGUAUAG